UUACUCAAAAUGUAAACAAUGAAGCCUCGUGGCCAUUCAUACGAGUCGUGUAACGGUGACAUUAAUCUUGAAAAAUUUGUAUUUAUCUGGUCACGUGGGUCUUCAGUACCAAACUCAAAUACCAGCUCGUUGAUGUGACCUUUAUUCUGUAUCAAGAGGUCAAGCCAUCGUACUUUUUGGGGAAUUUAGACUGCAGUUUGAGAGUUUUACCUAGCUAGAUCCUGGCAACAUGGGAGACUCCAUCUGAAACUGAACUAUUAACCAAUGUCAUCUGAAGAAUGACUUUAUGGUUGUGCUGCUCCUAAUGUUUUCAUAACCACCAAAAAGGGCAGCAACAUAUUCAUUGGCUAAAUUUUACUCAACAGGUCUACGAGUACGAAGAGAGGACCAACAACAGCAGUGCUGUGUCCAUUUAUUAGUCUUCAACGAAGCAACAGGGCGUCUCAUGAUGUCACGGAAGUUUCGUACUUAUCAACCGGCAGAUCAACUUCAUCUAAGGGCGUGUUUGUCAUCUGUGCAACCUGGUCGCGUCCUGGUCGUCGUUGGUUUGAUGGACUUCCUGACCUUCCUAGCACCUGAUGGAGAAAUGUCUCUGCGGAAUCUUGGUUCUUCCAUGCUUCACUCAAUGGCGCUUGGCGAACCAUGGGGAAUGAUUGCCAUAGUUGGUGAGGAACUGUUAAACAAGGAAGCAACCUCCAAUUUAAAAUACGGGGCACAUAAAGCAGUAGAGAAGAGCAGAGUCGUUGCAGAGACCGUUGCCACCAGAGCCAUUGGUUCCUCAGAGAAGAGGUUGUGGUUAGAGGCCACUUUCUUCAGAGCAGAGAGAGCAGGGAGGAGAUGCAAAGGUACCUUUUCUGAGCUGGGAAAACGGCAGCUGCAUUUCUGUGAUAGAUACGAGGGCUAUGGAGACCUUUGCCGGUGUGACAGACUGUAUGUUCCUCAUGAACAGAUACCACCACCUUCCAUACCCAUGACAGAAGACAUUCCUGUUGUUAUAGUCACUGGCAAACAAAUAGCCUUUCCAAUCUGCUACAGGUAA
This is a messenger RNA of Macrobrachium nipponense, 1039 nucleotides long. RefSeq names its product protein O-linked-mannose beta-1,2-N-acetylglucosaminyltransferase 1-like. The record is from RefSeq and is a predicted model, not a curated record. Gene Ontology annotation, biological process: protein O-linked glycosylation via N-acetylgalactosamine. The transcript has 6 exons. Gene Ontology annotation, cellular component: Golgi membrane. Bases 446 to 1039 code for a protein of 197 amino acids. Lineage: Eukaryota; Metazoa; Arthropoda; Malacostraca; Decapoda; Palaemonidae. Gene Ontology annotation, molecular function: beta-1,3-galactosyl-O-glycosyl-glycoprotein beta-1,3-N-acetylglucosaminyltransferase activity.